Messenger RNA from Salvia hispanica, 1068 nucleotides. Its product is annotated as Reticulon family protein. Gene Ontology annotation, biological process: response to bacterium. NCBI's taxonomy places the organism in Eukaryota, Viridiplantae, Streptophyta, Magnoliopsida, Lamiales, Lamiaceae. The record is from RefSeq and is a predicted model, not a curated record.
AUUUUUAAUUAAUUAGCUCAAGGUGUCGUAAUUUCAGCCGUCGCUCAACAUUUCCCUUCUCCGAAAUUCCUAAUCUUUCCUUCACUUAAUCUUGGCUUCUGCAUUUGGAACCCUAAGAUCACAGAAGCUGAGGCCGGAUCACCGUUGCGGUGACAAACAGUGUUGCUGCGUGGAAUUGGUCUCUAUCUACUUGCGACUAAAUUGAAUUUUUGGGCUUUCGACAUUGAUUUCCCCGAUCAGAAAUGGAGAAUUCAAAUUCAGAAGAUCUGUGCUGCAUGGAGCCAAAUGUUGAGGGAACAAUUGAUGAUCCAGCUUCGACAAGCUCAUCCUACAGCCUGUUGGGCCGUCACGCAAGUGGUCGUCACGUGGUGGGGGGCAUUCAAGCUGCUGACGUCAUAUUGUGGAGGCGUUAUCGGGUUUCAUUUGGCUUAGUUGUCACCACAUUAUCCUGGCUAUUAAUCGAGCGCUCAGGGAUACCAUUUUUAUCCCUUUGUUCAGAUGUGUUGCUGAUUAUAGUUGUUCUAUUAUAUCUUCAGGCAAACUAUGCCGAAUACAGAAAUAAACAACUUCCUACAUUACCGGAACUAAUUCUAUCAGAAGAGAUGGUAAACAAUGCUGCUGCAUCUUUUCGUGCCAAAGUGAACUACAUGCUGCUCAUGGCUCAUGAUAUUACUCUCGGCAAAGAUUUCAAACUUUUUUUCAAGGUCGUGAUUGCUCUAUGGCUCUUGUCUGUGAUCGGUAGCUUGAUAUCUUUUGCCACUCUUUCCUAUAUAGGGAUCAUUAUUUCCAUUAUAAUUCCAGCAUUGUACGACAGAUUUGGAGACCGAGUGGACCAGUGCGUCGGGAUGAUCCAUCGACAGUUUUCUAAGCAUUAUAAGAUAGUUGAUGAAAGUCUCAAUAGCAGAUUACCUAGGGCUCUCGCCAAAGACAAAGAUACUUAAUUUUGAUCUGCCACCGAUUUUCGGAGUAACAUCUUGUAAGAAUACAGUAUCAUCUAUCUUUUCUCGGCUAGACUUGUCCAAAAAGAUUAAAAAUUGAAGAAAAGUUUAAUCUCUCUGUUUUCCACCA